Molecule: messenger RNA, 2278 nt
Organism: Populus euphratica (Euphrates poplar)
Lineage: Eukaryota; Viridiplantae; Streptophyta; Magnoliopsida; Malpighiales; Salicaceae
Product: RNA-binding CRS1 / YhbY (CRM) domain-containing protein
Exons: 5
Coding region: 127-1347 (406 amino acids)
Biological process (GO): Group II intron splicing
Molecular function (GO): RNA binding
Source: RefSeq, a predicted model, not a curated record
UCGAGCCCAGGCAGCAAGGUCCCAGUCCCUGCAUCGAAGCCUCCUCACCGUUUCUCUUUACUAAAACCCAACACAACUCCAGCCUUUAAACCCCGCUAACAAACAAACCAGGAAACCCCACCCUCCAUGUCCCCUCUCACGCGCCUCUCCGCCCAAAAACACAUCUUCCUCACGCGCCACCUCUCGUCCUCCACCGCCUCCUCAAAACUGCACGAUAUUUAUUGCUUCAAGCCGCCACCUUCCCUAUCCCCUGAAAAACCUCAGACCUCCAACAACAACAACAACAACAAAAAGAAGCAAAAACCCGAAUAUCGCCCACCUUCUUCUCUUGAAACGAACAAGAAACCCUUGUGCUCCGACUUACCAUUCGAUUUCCGUUUUAGUUACACGGAGAGUAGCCCAGAUGUGAGGCCCAUUGGACUUAGAGAGCCCAAGUACUCACCUUUUGGGCCGGGCCGGCUAGACCGGACUUGGACUGGAGUUUGUGCACCGGCUGUCGACCUUAAGGUGAAGUCGGUUGAUGAUGGGGUGGGUGAGGAGGGUCUUGAUUUGGAAGAGAAACGAAUGGUUAUGAGAGAGAAGAUUCAAGGGAAGCCAUUAACUAAGGCGGAGGGGAAGAUUUUGGUGGACAAGUGUCAGAGGAAUAAAACUAAGAAGCAAAUUAAUUUGGGAAGAGAUGGUUUAACUCACAACAUGCUGAAUGAUAUUCAUAAUCACUGGAAACAUGAUGAAGCAGUCAGAGUUAAGUGCAUGGGUGUUCCAACUGUUGACAUGAAAAACGUCUGCACCCAGCUUGAGGAUAAAACCUUUGGGAAGAUCAUUCAUAGACAUUGUGGUCUACUUGUGUUGUAUAGAGGCAGGAACUAUCAUCCCAGGAACAGGCCCGUGAUUCCAUUGAUGCUGUGGAAACCUCAUGAGCCUGUAUAUCCCAGGCUGAUCAAAACCACUAUUGAUGGCCUAAGCAUCGAGGAGACAAAGGAAAUGAGAAAGAGAGGACUUGCAGUUCCAGCUUUAACAAAACUUUCCAGAAAUGGUUAUUAUGGUAGCCUGGUACCCAUGGUCAGAGAUGCUUUUCUCGUCAGUGAGCUUGUUCGAAUAGACUGCCAGGGCCUUGACAGGAGCGAUUCCAAGAAAAUAGGCUGCAAACUUAGGGACCUGGUUCCUUGUAUCCUUGUAACAUUUGACAAGGAGCAGAUUGUGGUAUGGAGAGGGAAGGACUAUAAGCCUCCAGAAGAUGAGGAUGAACAGUUCUUUGCUGAUCGACAACCUUUUGAUGAUCCACAGAGCGAUAUGGAUUGUAUCAAAGAGAAACUUAGCUCAGAUGAAACCAGAUUUCAGCCAGAGUAACCACUCUGCCAGUACUGAGUCGUUCCUUGCUGCAUAAUUAUAUCUCCAACUUGCAUUUCUUCUUGGACUUGUGCUUGUGCCUGUGCUCUCCGAUCUGUAAUAUUAAGAAUUUGAGCACGGGAAAGAGACCUUAACAAUGAUAUUAUCAUUUGACAGCAAUGAAUAGCGGCGAUGGUGCACUGUGUACAAUGUACAAUGUACGGGUUGACAAUUAAAUUACUGCGACCACUCUCUUCCCCCGAUGUCCAAACCUUCACUGGAAGUGGGAGUAGUUUAAGAUUAAGGUUAGGUUGUGUGCGGAAUCAGAUGGAUUUGGCAGGGCGAUUAUCGUACAGAUAUCACUGUCAUGUGAGUAUCUCAGGCUACUUUUCUAACAGUUGAUAUUUCAGAGUUUUGGAGCAGAAGAUGCUAGUGGUGUGCGCAGGACCAUUACCGAGGAUUGAAAAAGAGUCUUCUAAAUCUAGAUCCGAUAAAGAAUGUUUACUUUUGCUUUGAUUUUUAUUUUUUCCUCAUUUCAUAUUGUUGAACUUUCAUCGGAGAAAUCGUCAGUGGAUGCGCCCUUUCCGCAUGAUGGGCUGCAGGCUUUUCAUGUGCAGAAUACCAUCUUCAUAAGGAGUCGUGCUGAUGCUUGGUGGAACCUCAGAUUUUGGAAAUCCCUAGGCUGGAUUGGAAUCCUUAAAUUCUCAAGUGAAGUUACAGGAGCUACUCGCGCUGUCCCUCAACUAGACCAACAGAUGCUCAUGGCACUUAGCACUGUCAGCACGCAGCAAGUUUGUCUAUAAAUUAUUACCCUUAUUUUUGUUUUUUAAUCAAAUAGUCAUUAAUAUUUUACAAGCCUUCGUUGCAUGUCAAGCAAUGAACAAUAUAUGCUGUUCAAAUAAAUUUUACCCUUUUAAAUUCGUAUGGUGAAAACAUAAAUUAUGGUAUUAAA